Messenger RNA from Folsomia candida, 727 nucleotides. RefSeq lists its product as uncharacterized. The transcript is spliced from 2 exons. The record is from RefSeq and is a predicted model, not a curated record. Lineage: Eukaryota; Metazoa; Arthropoda; Collembola; Entomobryomorpha; Isotomidae. The coding region runs from base 56 to 640 and encodes 194 amino acids.
CUUGAGUCAUUUACCAUUUUUCAACAAUCAAAAUUUAUCUAUUCACGAAAAUAAAAUGUUUCCCGUCAAAUUCCUGGGAUUUUUUGUUCUCACUUUUUCCUCCGUCCUCCUCCUCUGCGACGCUCUUAAAGAAAUGGAGCUCAUGGCCCCGUACAAAAUCAAAAAUAUCGCCAGCAAUCAAUACUUGACGACACAAGAGCAAGGCAUCCUCGGCCUUCGGACGGGAAUUGUCAUCACGGCGCCAGAUUUUGGAAAGCUGGCUCCCGAUCAGACCUGGACCUUGGCGUGGGACCCUUCGAUGGACAGUCAGCAUGACGGAUAUCGAAUCGAAUCCAGCCACGAAUAUUUGAAUGACGUGACGACCUACUACCCCGACGGGAAGACGCGAGCCAUGCCAAACAUUUGGGAGAUCAUCGAGCUGCCCAACACCAUGCGAGUCUUCCGGAACAAAAGGAACCAAAAGUGCUUGACCACAAUAAAGUCGAAGGUGGAAGUUGUCGAGCGGACGUGCUCUUUCAAAUCGCGCUAUCAACAAUGGAGGCUCGAAAGGUUAGAUUUGGACAAAAGGCUGCGUUCCUCUCUUCACGAACUUAAUCAUCAUCAUCCCGACGACCAUUAUGACGAGGAGGUCGAUUAUUAGGAUAACCAUGCACGAAUGUAUUAUUUAUUAUUUUUAUUAUCAUCCAACCACCAGACCACUAAUAAACUUACGUAAUCUUAUCCUAAA